Messenger RNA from Musca domestica (house fly), 762 nucleotides. RefSeq names its product pupal cuticle protein 20 (gene Cpr65Az). Lineage: Eukaryota; Metazoa; Arthropoda; Insecta; Diptera; Muscidae. The transcript is spliced from 3 exons. Gene Ontology annotation, molecular function: structural constituent of chitin-based larval cuticle. The record is from RefSeq and is a predicted model, not a curated record. Gene Ontology annotation, cellular component: chitin-based extracellular matrix. The coding region runs from base 1 to 762 and encodes 253 amino acids.
AUGAAGUUGAUUUUCCUAAUUGUCAUUGGCAUAGCAUGGAGCAGUGCUGCGCCAGCUGGGUAUCCCAAAAUGAAACCACCGGCAAAACAACUACCAAAACCCGGUGGCGGUGGUGGAGGUGGCGGUAAGGGGCCAAGUUCAUCAUAUUUGCCACCAAAUCGUGGCGGUGGUGGAGGAGGAGGAGGUGGUAAACCGCCACCUUCCACAUAUUUACCUCCUGGUGGAGGUAAUGGCGGCGGCGGAAGAGGUGGUGGUGGUAAUACCUAUUUACCUCCUGCUGGUGGUGGUGGCGGAGGGCCUGGAGGUGGAGGAGGCGGCGGCGGGGGUGGAGCUGGUGGCGGAGGAGGUGGCGGCGGUCCUGUUAUACCAAUUAUAAAAUUUGAAUCCCAAGUCAAUACCGAUGGAUCGUAUAUGUACGAAUAUGAAACCGGCAAUGGCAUCAACGUCGAUGAAAUGGGCUAUUUGAAAAAUGCUGGCGACAGUGACAACGAAGCCCAGGUGGCUGAGGGUUCCUUUUCGUUUACCAGUCCGGAAGGUGAAUCAUUUGUUGUCACCUAUAUUGCCGAUGAGAAUGGAUUCCAGCCGCAGGGUGAUCAUUUGCCAACACCACCGCCAAUACCGCCAGAGAUUCAAGAGGCAUUGGAUAAAAUUGCAGCUGGUGGGGGGCAUCCGGAUGAUGGUAGCGGUGGUGGAGGAGGUGGUAAUGGAGGUGGUGGAGGCGGUAAUGAAGGUGGCGGCGGUAAUGGUGGUUAUGUCUAUUAA